Molecule: messenger RNA, 2794 nt
Organism: Fundulus heteroclitus (mummichog)
Lineage: Eukaryota; Metazoa; Chordata; Actinopteri; Cyprinodontiformes; Fundulidae
Product: sodium-dependent neutral amino acid transporter B(0)AT1
Exons: 12
Coding region: 201-2108 (635 amino acids)
Biological process (GO): sodium ion transmembrane transport
Cellular component (GO): membrane
Source: RefSeq, a predicted model, not a curated record
UCAGCGACCCUUUCAAGGACUCUCAGAAGGGGCAGAGGACUCGGAGGGAGAGAGUCGGCAACUGUUUACACAGAAGAGGCAGUUUUCAGGAAGGACACAGUAGCCGGAGGGUUCGCAAAAGUAACAAGUGGUAUCAGACUGAGAUUUAGAGGCUACAUUUUUGAAUUUCGUGUCCAGGGAAAUUUACAAAAACUGCCACCAUGAAACUCAAGCUACCAAACCCAGGACUGGAAGACAGAAUCCCUUCUCACGAAGACCUGGAGAGGAUGGAGACGGAAGAGGCUGGGGACAGACCCCAAUGGGACAACAAAGCUCAGUAUCUGCUCACCUGUGUGGGCUUCUGUGUGGGGCUAGGGAACGUCUGGCGGUUCCCGUACCUGUGUCAAAGUCAUGGGGGAGGAGCGUUCAUGAUCCCGUUCCUCAUCCUGCUGGUUCUGGAGGGAAUCCCACUGCUGCACUUAGAGUUCGCCAUCGGUCAGCGUCUGAGGAAGGGCAGCGUGGGCGUAUGGAGGUCCAUCAAUCCUUACCUGACUGGAGUUGGCAUUGCGUCUAUGCUUGUGUCUUGUUUCGUGGGUUUGUACUACAACACCAUCAUGGCCUGGAUCAUGUGGUAUCUCUUCAACUCCUUUCAAAAUCCUCUGCCCUGGAGCCAGUGUCCACUCAAUGCUAACAAGACAGGAUAUGUUGAGGAGUGUGCCCGAAGCAGCACUGUCGACUACUUCUGGUACAGAGAAACUCUGAACACUUCAACAGCUAUUGAUGAUGCUGGAGGUCUGCAGUGGUGGGUGGUUCUAUCCCUCGUUGCUGCUUGGACUCUGCUUUACGUCUGCUGCAUCAGGGGCAUUGAGACAACUGGAAAGGCUGUGUACGUCACCUCCACUCUGCCAUAUCUCGUCCUCACCAUCUUUCUCAUCAGGGGACUGACUCUCAAAGGCUCUAUAGAUGGAAUCAAGUUCCUCUUCACACCUGACGUAAAUGAAUUAAUCAAUCCUUCAACCUGGCUGGAUGCAGGAGCCCAAGUAUUCUACUCCUUUUCCCUGGCUUUUGGAGGUCUCAUCUCCUUCUCCAGUUACAACUCUGUGCACAACAACUGUGAGCAGGACGCUGUUCUCAUCUCCAUCAUCAACGGUUGCACCUCCGUGUACUCAGCAACGGUUAUCUACUCCAUCAUCGGCUUCAGGGCCACAGAGAAAUAUGAUGACUGCAUGGGAGGCAAUAUCUUGAAGCUUAUGAACGCUUUUAACUACCCGGAGAACAACAUCACUCAAAGCAACUACGACCAAGUUCUGACUCACCUCAAUCACACAAAUCCGGACAUCAUCCAAGGAUUGCACUUACAGACCUGCGAUUUGCAGACUUUCCUUAGUCAGGGUGUGGAAGGAACAGGAUUGGCCUUUAUCGUGUUCACGGAGGCCAUCAUAAAGAUGCCAGUUUCUCCUCUGUGGUCUGUCCUUUUCUUUGUCAUGCUCUUCUGUCUCGGCCUCUCAACUAUGUUUGGGAACAUCGAGGGUCUUAUAUCUCCUCUGAUGGAUCUCAAAGUUCUACCCAGGUCUUGGCCCAAAGAAGUAAUAAGUGGUAUGACAUGUGCCAUAUCUUUAGCUUUUGGACUCAUAUUUGCUCUUCGAUCUGGGAACUACUGGUUGGCUCUUUUUGACAACUUUGCAGGCUCCAUACCCCUUCUAGUGAUCGGAUUUUUUGAAAUGAUUGCUGUUGUCUACAUCUAUGGCAUUGACAGGUUUAAUAAGGACCUUGAGUUUAUGAUUGGCCACAAACCCAAUAUCUUCUGGCAAGCAACGUGGAGGGUGAUCAGCCCCGUCAUCAUGAUUUUCAUCCUGAUUUUUUACUUUGUCACCCAAAUCACAAAGAAAUUCACCUAUCUGGUCUGGGACGAGGAAGCGGAGAGCUUCCCCACCCUUGCAGAACGCCCCUACCCAUCUUGGAUUUAUGUCAUCAUCUUCAUCCUGGCUGGAGUUCCCAGUUUAGCCAUCCCAUUCUUUGCCCUUUACAAGUUAAUACAGAGGAAAUGCUGCAAAAAGAAAGAUUACGUCGACAAUACAGUGGACACUAUCUCUGCCAAAAUACAAAUGAAUGACAAAAUAAAGUUUUAGAUAAAUGUACUUAUUUUUAGAUAUUUAAUAUCAAGGGACUUGUAAAUUAUGUUUAUUUGACUUUUCUGCUGCUUUGUAAUGAUACAACACUAUGCUGAUGACUGACUGUUAUCGUGUAAAGGCAGAGUCAAAGGCUGAUACAUACUCCCAAAGAACAGAGACAUUUUUCUCUCUGCGAUGGCUGCAAGAACAAGAACAAAGUUACACUGCCUUUCUAUUUCUCUGACACCACGCAAAAAAAGUUUUGACAAGAAUAUCCACCAAGAACGAGCUGCAAGAACAGAAUGACAAUUUUUUUUUUCUUGCACCCUAAAGAGAGACGGCAAAUUUCUCUGUUCUUGCACAGUAUGUAGAGGGUCUUAGGUUUUACUGCUUUCGGAUAGAAAGAAACAUCCCACGAUGAUAUCCAUUGACUGGGGUAGACUGAGUGCAUAUUAAAGUUUUAUUUCAGGAUUGGGAAUAAUACACCUACAGUAGAAACUAUGAAUCUAUUUUGUAAGCUGAUUUGGGUUUUACACAGCUUGGUAGGCAACUUGGAGUUAAGUCUAUUCCCCAGGGGCACAUCAACAUAUGACGAGAGGAAGCCGGAACUGCACCCACAACUUUCUAAUUGCAAGACAAGUAUUCUACCCACUAAGUCACAAUCACCUAAAUAUAGUUCUCCUUAAGAUUUUUUUUUUUUUUUU